AUGGUCAGGUCUACUCAGAUUUCCAGGCUUGACGGCCUUAUGCUGGCAGCGUCUGUAGACGAUGAACAGGCCGAAACAGAGCUCUCGGAGAUCAAAGGCCAAGUCAAGAUGAUUUUCCGCCGCUUGAACCGCAACUCAGCACCGCAAGCGAGCAUUGAGUCAGGCCAGUAUAACCUACACUAUCUCAUUCAAAAUGACGUCUGCUUCCUCUGUAUAUGCGAUCGCUCAUACCCCCGCAAACUUGCCUUCACCUAUCUCUCAGACAUCGCAACCGAAUUCACGAAUACCUAUUCCGAGUCGCAAUACCUGUCCCCCAGCCUACGACCAUAUGCGUUUGUGGAAUUCGACACAUUCAUCCAGCGCAGCAAGAAAACAUACCAGGAUAGUCGAGCGUCGGCCAACCUCGGCCGUCUUAACGAUGAGCUCCGUGACGUAACGAAGGUGAUGACAAAAAACAUUGAAGACCUGCUAUACCGAGGCGAUAGUUUGGAGCGUAUGGGCGAACUGUCCGGCCGUCUGCGCGAAGACAGUAAGAAGUACAGGAAGGCCGCCGUACGCAUUAAUUGGGAGCUGCUGUUGAAGCAGGUGAGUUUGUCGAAGAAGUCUGAUCAUGGCUAG
Aspergillus calidoustus is the source of this 618-nucleotide messenger RNA. Lineage: Eukaryota; Fungi; Ascomycota; Eurotiomycetes; Eurotiales; Aspergillaceae. The record is from the annotation of a GenBank genome assembly.